ACUCGGUAGCUACUCCAGAUCUUUAAGAUAAAGACAUGGGUGGGUGGCGAUCUACUUACCCGUAAGCUUCUUUUCUCUCUUCAAGCCUUAGUCUGUGCUUUGCCAUAUCUCUCUCCAAUAUGCAGCCAGAGAAGAGCCUUGCCACCGGGGCCGAGCCAAAGCCCGUAGAAGAUGAGCCUGUUGACACCGACCCACGGCCGGGUCGGCCAUCCACCGCACAUUCGAAUAGGUCGUCACGUAUGAGAAGACACUCAGAGGCGAGCGUGCGGUCCGAGUCUUGCACUCGUGCUCCCAUAUCAUGCGUCUCCCGGGGAAGCAUAUCUGGAGACGAUUGUGCCCGACAGAGAUUCAUCGUAUGGGCUGCUGUGAAGCGAAAUAGAUCUACCCGCAUGGCAGUUAGCGAGCGGCUGCGCUGUCCCCUUCUACGUUGUGGUCAACAUUUCGAGUGUCAUGAAGAGAUGUUAAGGCAUCUAGCAGAUUGCCAACACCUUGCGACAGGUGAAUAUGUCUGCUAUGACUGCAUGAAAGUCGAGCGCUUCAACGAUAAGAAAUGCACGUGCUGCUUCGGACAGCCCACGAAAAGAAGACGUAUCAUCAACAUGGCUAAGAAUUUUUUCUCGAACAUCGGCAGCGCUAAAGGACGGUGGGAGAGUCUUAAUCCAUCUACUAAUAUACCUCAGUCCUCUCGUCCUGUCCAUGAAGCUCUCGUCAGAGAUACUCAAGGCCAGUUCAGUCAAGCGCAGAUGGGAGAGUCAAUACCACAAGAAGAAAGUGUCACAGCCAGUGAGCAGUUGGCAUCUGAGCAACCCCAGCUUGAGUUGAAUGGCGCUGAACUACUUGAGUUGGACUCGACACCAGUACUACCCACGGCGGAGCUCGAUGCCGUUACCUGCAACACACUUCGCAGCGGCAUGUUAGAUUCGUUGGAUUCGUAUGCUGAGACGCGAUCGACGCCACUAUCUCCAAUACCUAACCUUGUGCCGAAACCUCUAGGGUCACAAGGUGUUUCUACAAUGCUUCGAAUACAAACAGGAACUUCGGGCAACGGACGACGACCAUCAUUAGCUCUCAACACUCAAGUUGACCACUUCAGAACCAAACCGCGUACAACGUACUUAUCUCCAAGCUCGCCACUUCGAACUAGUUCUAAUGGUAUAUCUCCGGUAACCCCUUGGAGCACGAUUUCAAAGUCUUCGGCUAUAUGGUCCGCGGACUCCGGUCGAGAAAAUAUGUUAGCUUCGCCAAUAACACCGCUCAGCGCUAACCCACAGCCGACAAUACUGCAAGAAGGCCGCAUGUUCAGGACCGAAAAGGAUAUGGAUAUGCUUGCCUGUUCAGAAGACCCUUGUUGUUAUACACAGGGAAAUGGUCCGGAAUUGCCGGGGAAUAGUCAGCUUUCCUCCUCCAUACCCCGACUAUUAUCAGAUCCUCUCUUGUUUCCAUAUGGUCCGAAUGAUAGUCAUUCGUGGUUCUCCUCCAUGAAUACGGAAAUAUCGCUCAGCACUUCUGUCAACAUGAUGUUCACGGAUCAGGACGCUAAGCCAACCAUAUCUCGAGACUUUAUAGGACCCCAGAUCUCGGGUUCAGAAGCCAAGGCGCUUGUCGAACAGGUGUGGCUUGCUCUAGGCCAACACUUCUCUAACUCAAUAUCAGAGCUUAGUAGACUUCAGCAUAAUCCACUUGCCGACAACUUCAGAGUAUAUACCCCUAGAGCAGUAGCUUCUGAGGGCCUCGCAAGAUUCAGGAAGACAUUGAGCCACCAGUAUUCUGCCCACCCAGACCCUCUUGAAUAUCUCUGUUUUGUUCAUCUAAUCUAUGCCAUAUCAUUGAUCACGUACGAAGAAAGUCUUCUCGCACGAUCAAAUAAGCUUUAUGAGCAAGCUAUAGCUUACAGUUCACUAUUUGAUGGGCCUCAGCGUGAUAAUUACCUACAGAUUGUGACCACUAUUUGGCACCAAAAUUCUCCAGAAUCAUCAUCACGAGGGCAAAUUCGAGAUUCUACGAAUAGAACCACAGUAGACAAGGGUAAAGAACCAGAUUACCAAACUAGGUCGAUACCUGUUGCGAAUCCUGAUCCCCUAGUGAUCACGGGUCAAAACUUCUUGGAUGAACUGGAGAGGAUCAUGGUAAAUGGCAACAUCCAGCAACCUCUCGAAGUCCUUAGCUCAGAGCUUUGGUCAUCUCAUCUUACAUCGAAUCAGCCUAACUUACAGGGGCCCAAUCCUCUGACCAUCGCAUCCACAUUCCUUGUUCAAGAUUUGUGCCGCAGGUACCAUGACGCUGAAGACUUCCUACCGAAAUUAACAGCGAUUGGACACAAUGCUCGGGCAGGGUAUUAUGUCACAAUUCGCAAGCUUGAACUUGACCUCAUACAAACAGGAAAGGACUAUUUUACAUCAAACGACUCCCUGGACCAGUUUACCUUUCAAGUUCGGCAUUCAUGUGAUCAAAUAUAUUCUCAAUCUGGAACUCGGUCGCGAUCAGAGUAUCAUCUGCUCGGUAUAUCUCUUGUUGAUAGUCUGGUUCGAAGUGUUGCUCGUGAGCCUCAGCAGCCUCAACAAGGACAGCCGGAAUACCCAAUUAUGUCGUAUCCAUACGAGGACGAGUUCUUACGAGAGUUCAAGACGUUUGAUUGGAACUACUCAAUGAUACCUACAACACAGCAGCCGGGAGGAGUGGCAGAUUAUACUCCACUGGAUCUAAGCACACUUCAUUCUGUUACUGCAGACACAAGCCAUCUACCCAUGAGGAGUGACGCCUCCGAGACCCCUAGCGACACUUAUACAGUCUCUUCAGCCCCGUUAUCGGAUGCACCACCAGACAUUCCCACCCCUAAGACUUUUAGACCAACACCACCCGCAAUGGCUCAGGGCGAGGGCAGCGAGACCUUACGCCAUUCUACACUGGCCUCAUCUGGGCAAAAGGUAGAGGCAAAUGAGCGCUGCGAGAUUUGUGGUUAUAGGCCGAAAGGGGAUCCCCAGUGGUUUAAAGGAAGCAUGGCGAAACACAAAAAAAUGCAGCAUUCGACCAAUCCCCCCAUUAUCUACAAGUGCCCAUUCCCGGGCUGUAAUUCAGAAUACAAAAACCGACGGGACAACUUACGGCAGCACCAAAUCGAAAAGAAUCACUUUGUUGGCGACGAACGGCAGAUUCGCAGAAAAAGGAAAGAACGCUCCUAGACGGCGGUAACUCGCGUGUGUACACAGUUUUCGACUUGAGUGUAUUUUUCUACAACGACGUGCAGGUUCAGCGUCGCUCCUAAGAUUUAAUUUGUUUUUUGCCUCCUAGCGAGACCUAAUCUCUAGACUAUCGCACCUGCAUCUAGCUUUGCGAAUUUCUACCUCGGCUACAGAAAAUGGGAGUUUCUUCUCGCCCAGGCUAUAUCUCCAUUCACCGCCUCCAAUUAUGAUUUGCAGGUGUCAUUGCAUAGAGGGACGGUACAGUAGAAGGCACUUAGAGAUAUCUUCAGAAUAGACGUGGGUGGGUGUGGCGGAGUACAGGCUGGGCGCACUUAACGACGAGACAACGACUGGUAGCUAGGACCGACUC
Xylaria bambusicola is the source of this 3549-nucleotide messenger RNA. RefSeq lists its product as uncharacterized. The transcript has 4 exons. The record is from RefSeq and is a predicted model, not a curated record. Lineage: Eukaryota; Fungi; Ascomycota; Sordariomycetes; Xylariales; Xylariaceae. The coding region runs from base 120 to 3179 and encodes 1019 amino acids.